This is a messenger RNA of Malassezia pachydermatis, 4614 nucleotides long. Its product is annotated as glycosyltransferase family 24 protein. Gene Ontology annotation, molecular function: UDP-glucose:glycoprotein glucosyltransferase activity. The record is from RefSeq and is a predicted model, not a curated record. Gene Ontology annotation, cellular component: endoplasmic reticulum. The transcript is spliced from 2 exons. Bases 1 to 4614 code for a protein of 1537 amino acids. Lineage: Eukaryota; Fungi; Basidiomycota; Malasseziomycetes; Malasseziales; Malasseziaceae.
AUGACAGCCAUCUUCGGCUGGAUUGGCCUUCUGCUCUGGUGCGUUGUGCAGCUGGCCAUAGCAGGAGAUGUGCCUGUUCACAUUCGUCUACGUCAUGGAUGGCAUAACUACACGAAUGCAGCUACACAUGCCUCCACGUUUGUGGAAAUGAUGGAGGCUGCCCAUGAAGUCUUCCCUAAUGAGCUCUUCGAUAUGGUCUCACACGUAUGGCCAGCGUGCGGCAAGGAUACCACGAAAGUCAUGCGUACUGCAGGCCAUAAAGAUCUUUUUGAUUCCAUUGAAGACUUUCUGCGCACUUACGCUACCUCUGUUGGGAUUCCUCGCGUGGAAGAGCGCCUUGACGAAUGGCGGAUCCAUGUCGCGCAGCACUGGCAAGCGCCUCGUGUAGAGUCCAUGUACCAGAUCUUCAACACAAGUCGUGAACUUCAAGGUCAUUCCCCUACUUGUGAUACGUUUGUCUACUUUGACGACCGCGUGCUUUGCUCACCCAAUGACCUUCGCGCUGCUAUCACAAAGCCUCCUCGCACACUUCCCACCGUAUUUCCGCACGAUCAUGUGUAUCCUAGUGGGCAGUCCGCUCUUCCAGCUCUCAUUUUGUAUGCGGAUCCGUACUCUACCACGUUUGGUGCCUUUCACUCGGAGCUGAUGACGCUGGCUGGCGAGCAGCGGAUUCGAUAUGUACUGCGCUGGCGCCCCACGCUCGCCACUGUAUCAGAACCACGAUCGACGAACUACUUUUCGGGUUUUGGCGCUUCGAUGCAUUUAAAAAAGGUGGACUACCUGGUCUUAGACGACCGACAGAUUGAUGCGGCAGAGGCUUCGGAGGCUGUGCCUAUCCAGUCUGAUCGCAUUGGGUCUCUGUACAGAGAUGUGCAAGACCAAUUAUACUCACUCGGUGGUGAACGUACCUCAUCGGUUCAAGAGGCCGUUUUGAAGCAGAGCAACUUCUCCUUAGUCGAUGGUUUGUACCUCGGUCAGGCAGCUGCGCACGCCAUUCUUACUGCAGAGGAUCCCCUUUCUACUAUGGAAUCAAUUGUACAUGAUUUCCCUGCGCAUGCUGUUGCCUUACAAGCGUAUGCAGCACACCUUGCAGAAAAUGACCCUAUCAUCGAGUACCUCAACGAACGUAACUAUCGAUUGAUUGGGGCUGGAUCUUCUCAGAUUUGGAUCAACGGUCGGGCAGUGCCCAAGUCCGACUUGGAACUUUUGACCUUCUUCAAAAGUAUCCAGGAAGAACGCCGCCUCUUGGACGACUUUGGAGCUCCUGAGCUGGGUGUAUCCCCGGAAGGUGUAGAAUCGCUCCUCACUCAAGAAGCCAUCAAUCUACAAUUUUCACCCUCGCCUCGGGAUAUUGUUCUGUAUGAUACCAGUGAUACUAUCGAGCAGGAAUCCGGUUUUGGCACGACUGUAAUUGCAUGGAUUAACAAUUUGGAGUCGGAAGAGUACAAGCUAUGGCCCAACACCUUGGAAAUGAUGAUGGAGUAUCGAUGGCCAUCUGGCUUUCCCUUGAUCGCGCGCAACUUUUUCCAGGUCGUAAUGCUUUUGGAUGUAGGUCAUCCCGAGGCGCUUGAGUUUAUGAGCGAGGCACUGGAGGCGAUGAUGACAGACUACCCUUUCCGUUGGGGUCUUGUACCAUUGCUUCGUGACGAUGCAAGUGAAGAGAUUGCACAGGUACUGUGGCAUGCUAUCAAUAUGCUUCAACCACGCGAGAUCGCUCCUUUCCUCUUACACCUUGCCAAAGGACCAACAGUAAAUGGACGUGUGGAUCCAGAGGCAGCUCGUGCUCAUCUGGGAUCGAUAGUCCGCAAUAUCAAGAAGCGUGGUAUAGAUUUGGUGCAGGAGUUUGUGCAUUACAAGCAAGUAUCGCCUUUGUUCAAAUACCGACUUGAGCUUGCUCAUGCGUAUGUCGAGCGUGUGUACCCGAAUCCGCGCCCCGGCACCUACGGUGUUGCUUUCUUAAAUGGCCAAGAGAUUUCGCUGUCAGAGCGCUUUAUCGAGGAUCUAGCUUCGGCUGUGAGCUACCAGCUGCAUCUGGCACACGACGACAUCACGCGUGGUCGUAUCGAAAAGACAGAGAAUUAUGAGACAUACUUUUUCGAUCUCAAGGGCACAGUAAAGGAGCGUUCGCAACUUGCCGACAUGUUGGAGGACGCAAAAGCAUUGCUUCGUCCCUACAAAUUUGUAUCGCUUCCAGAAGUCUUCCGACGUCUCGGCUCCCUGGCUGACCCACUUCGUCACUUUUUGUACGAUCCCAAAGCGCAUGAUUCGUUGGUCUCAUUACGUGUUGUCGGUGAUAUCGAUUCGGAUGUGGGUCGGCACAGCGUCGUGGAAGUGCUCAAAGCGAUGGAGGCGGAAGGGCCUUCGUUCCGUGUCUCUUUCAUCCAUACUGGUGCUGACCACGGGGUUCUUUCGCACUUCCUCCUGUCAGCAAUGAUGUCAGGUGCGCUUAGCGACAUCCCUCCCUCUCGACUUCGCUCUGCGAUUGAAGCAGCGGAUAUUUCGUCUGCACUUGAUGCGCUGUCCCAUGAGUUUACGUCGCCCAAGUCCGAUAUGGUAUGGUCGCAGAUUGCUCCUACCUUUGUAUCUGCGGCCGGGCUGGAUGUGGGACUUCUUCCGACGCUGAUUUUGAAUGGCCAGGUUCUUCCUCAUAUCCGCCACCUCAAAGCACGUGAAGUUACUGCGGCUGUGGAAUGGGAACAACAGAAGCAUGUAUCUACAUUGCUUAACACCUUGACUGUGCCUGAACGCCCUCGUGAUGUGCGUGCACAGGUAGUCGAGUUUGCUACUGCGAUCUUAGGCAAGGUUUUUGUCAAGCAAGUCACAGAUACAGGGUCCAGCGAGGCCUCUAGCAAUCCACGCGUGCCUAUUGCACCUCUUAUUGCGUCGUCGCCCGUGGCCUUCAAGGUAGGUGAUGCCUCUGCUGCUAUCCAUGUUUCUGUGAUUAUGGACCCAAUUGCGGAAGAGGCCCCUCAGCUAACGUCUAUCCUCCGCAUGCUAAGCUCUGUUCGAGGUGUACGAUUGUCUAUUCUUAUGAACCCGCGUAUGCGUGUAACUGCGAUGCCGCUUCAGAGGUUCACUAGGUAUGAUGUGCGAAUUCGACCAGAGUUCGAUGCUCAAGGGCAUGAAAGGAUUCCUGGGAUUGCGUUUAAUCAUCUUCCCCAACAAGCCGUGCUUACUAUGCAAUUACACGCACCGCGUAGCAUGGUGACCAUGGCUGAUGAAGCCAUCUAUGACCUGGAUAAUAUUCGACUCUCUGAUGUACAUGGCAGUGUGGAUGCCAUAUAUGCCAUCAAGAGCCUCUUGCUCGAAGGAUAUGCACAGGCUUUGCCGAAUAGCAUCCCACGUGGACUGCAACUUGUACUAGAGACGGAUGAUCAGUCGACACAACUUGAUACGAUUGUGAUGGAAAAUCUGGGCUACUUCCAGUUCCGUGCACAGCCAGGCCACUGGCACUUAUCUAUCCGUGAAGGCCGCAGCAGUGAUGUGUACGAAAUGCUGAGUGUAGGUUCCCAAGGUUGGAGGAGUCCUCCAGUCAAUGAAACCAGUUCCUCAGUGCUAAUCGAUUCACGUUUAGGAUUGACUGUAUUCCCGCAGUUCCGCAAACGCCUUGGUAAAACCGUGGAAGAGCUCAUUUCAGAAAGGCCCAAGGAUGAUUCAGGUCUAGCAUCUGUCAGCCAUGGUCUGCAAAAGCAAUGGGGCAAGGCGCUUCGUCUCUUGCGGGGUACAAAGUCCAAGCACGCUGAUAUCAAUAUCUUCACGCUUGCCAGCGGUCAUUUAUAUGAGCGCAUGACAUACAUCAUGAUCCUGAGCGUUUUGCGGCACACAAAGAGCAGUGUCAAAUUCUGGUUCGUGGAAAAUUUCCUGUCUCCUUCAUUCAAGGCCUUUAUUCCGCAUUUGGCAGAAGCGUAUGGGUUUAAGUACGAACUUAUUACAUUUGCCUGGCCGGAAUGGCUUCGUGAGCAGACGGAAAAACAACGUAUGAUUUGGGCGUACAAGAUUCUUUUCUUGGACGUCAUGUUCCCACUCGACUUGGAUCGGGUGAUUUUUGUGGACGCAGAUCAGAUUGUACGCUCUGACUUGAAGGAGCUGGUGGAUAUGGACUUGCGUAAUGCACCAUAUGGCUACCCACCAAUGGGCGAUGACAGCGAAGAUAUGGACGGCUAUCGGUUCUGGAAGAAGGGAUACUGGAAGGCAUUCCUCCGUGGUCGAACAUAUCAUAUCUCUGCCCUGUAUGUCGUGGAUUUACAGCGAUUCCGUUACAUGGCGGCGGGUGAUAUCCUUCGACGCCACUAUCAACGCCUAACUGCGGAUCCGAACUCGCUGGCGAAUUUAGAUCAGGACUUGCCGAAUCAUUUGCAAACCUACUUACCUAUUUACACGCUUGAUAAAACAUGGCUCUGGUGCGAGACAUGGUGCUCUUACGAUUGGUUGUCUCAAGCGAAGACCAUCGAUUUGUGCAGUAAUCCCAAGACGAAAGAACCGAAACUGGAUAGGGCUCGUCGUCAAAUUCCAGAAUGGACGGAGCUUGACAAUGAGGUGGCUGCGUUGGCUCAUUCCUUACAAGCCAAGUCUUUCGACUCAAACGCACCCGUCGAGAUGCAUGAUGAGCUGUAA